UACACAAGAAAGCCCAGAUGCGCCUUUGAAGAUGCGACUGCUGCGAGCAGGCGAAGUGGCAUUUGACGGAGCGUUGAAGGAUCGCGUCAUGCACCUCAUCCGAACGAACAAGACAUCCCCAGAAGAGAUCUCCAUGGUCAAUAUCCAGCUCGGAGAAUUCGCCGCCAACGCCAUCCAACAAUUUGCGAAAGAGCACAACUUCGAUCUGCAAGAAGAAGUGGAUAUUAUUGCAGGCCAAGGACAAACAAUAUGGCAUCUGCCAUUACCCCACCUCUUCGAAGGCGACCAGAUCCGCGCACAUCUCGAUAUGGCUGAAAUUUCGAUCAUCGCAGCGAAGACUGGAAUCACGGCUCUAUCAAACUUCCGCGUCAGCGACAUGGCCCUUGGUAGACAAGGUUGUCCCUUGUUCGUGGCUUGGGACGGACUUUGCGCGACACACCCAGUGAAGAAUGUUGCUGUUCAGAACAUUGGAGGAAUCGCCAACAUCACAAUGUUGCCAAAGGGUGACCCGAGAUUGGGAUAUGAUUUCGAUACUGGACCAGGAAAUGUAUUUAUCGAUGGUGCUGUCCGAUACUUCACAAACGGCGAGCGUCAGUACGACAAGAAUGGUGUAAUGGGUGCCGCAGGCAAAGUCGACCAAGAAAUCGUCGACGAGGUUCUCCAACAACCAUACUUCGUGCACGAAAUCCCCAAAACAACUGGACGCGAAACAUUUGGCGACAACCUGUCAGAAGAACUAUGCCAACGGAUGCAAGCGAAGGGAGCAACUCCAGAAGAUUGCAUUGCAACCAUCACCCGCAUCACAGCAAAGUCACUGGCCGAUGGCUACAAGCGCUGGGGUCCUCCAGGCGGCAUCGACGAGAUCUACCUCGGUGGAGGUGGCUCCUACAACCCCAACAUCAUCAACUACCUCCAAGAACAGUUUCCAAAGACUAAGAUUCAAUUCCUCAAUGUUAUUGGGGUUCCUUGCGGAAGCCGAGAAGCCAUGAGCUUUUCAUUCAAGGGUUUGGAAUGCAUCGUUGGCAGAAGUUUGAUUGUACCAACCCACGUGGAGAGCGACAAGGCUGGAAUCAUUGGACACAUUCAACCAGGUGCAGGGUUACAGUACCACCGAUUGAUGAAGCAUGUACAGGACUUCUGGGGAGAUUGGCCAUUGGAAAAGCGAAUGGAUCCUGUGUUGAAGAUGGAGAUCGUGAAGCAGGAUGCUGGGGUUGCAAAUGGUAAAUACUAGCGGUGCAUCGAAAGAAUGGCGUUGUCUUGGGAGUAAAUACUGUAGCAUAUCCAGUAGAUGGUUUGCCUUUUGUAUCGUUUCUGUUCGGCUUCGGUAGUGAUUGAGCUUCGGCCUCGUGAAUCAAGAAUUCCUCCCAGGUAGAUUCCACUCAAACAUCCUCAUCAGUGCCUGGCCAGGCAUAUAUUCCUCCCCUAUCUCCUCCGUCACAUCCCUCCAUUCCCAGCCUCUCUCAAUUAGAAGACCGGCCCAACCCCACCAUUCCAAUAACCCGUUGACGUUAUCUCUAGUAUUCCACCCUGUCCUCGACUGAAUAUCGAUUAAGCACUCCAACAGUGCCUUCCUCUUGCGCCAUCCCACCAAGGCAUGACCUGCAGAACUGAGCAACUGGACAGCGGUCGC
Hyaloscypha bicolor E is the source of this 1630-nucleotide messenger RNA. Its product is annotated as UPF0075-domain-containing protein. Lineage: Eukaryota; Fungi; Ascomycota; Leotiomycetes; Helotiales; Hyaloscyphaceae. The coding region runs from base 32 to 1231 and encodes 399 amino acids. Gene Ontology annotation, biological process: amino sugar metabolic process; peptidoglycan turnover. The transcript is spliced from 3 exons. The record is from RefSeq and is a predicted model, not a curated record. Gene Ontology annotation, molecular function: ATP binding; phosphotransferase activity, alcohol group as acceptor.